Syngnathus acus (greater pipefish) is the source of this 5128-nucleotide messenger RNA. RefSeq names its product mitogen-activated protein kinase kinase kinase kinase 4-like. Bases 227 to 4477 code for a protein of 1416 amino acids. The transcript is spliced from 32 exons. The record is from RefSeq and is a predicted model, not a curated record. Lineage: Eukaryota; Metazoa; Chordata; Actinopteri; Syngnathiformes; Syngnathidae. Gene Ontology annotation, biological process: protein phosphorylation. Gene Ontology annotation, molecular function: protein kinase activity; ATP binding.
UGCGGCCGGAGAGAGAGAUGUUCAGCGCGGAUUCCACUCUGGGCUCUCAGUCUAAGUCGGUAUGUAGCGGGGACGGAACGGAGUCAUUGAGAGAGCCGCGUAUGGCGAGGAUUUAACGCCACGAGAACAAGAAUUGGCGAUGAAACAUUCUCCGUCGGCUUGAAGGACAUUUAAAAAACGCCAUUUCGCCUAUAUUCGCCUGUUUUUUUCCCUCCUCGUUUUAAAAAUGGCGAACGACUCUCCGGCCAAAAGCCUGGUGGAUAUCGACCUGGCAUCCCUGCGGGAUCCUGCUGGGAUUUUUGAGCUGGUGGAAGUAGUAGGAAAUGGCACCUAUGGACAAGUAUACAAGGGCCGACAUGUCAAAACAGGACAGCUGGCGGCCAUUAAGGUCAUGGACGUCACAGAGGACGAAGAGGAAGAAAUCAAGCUGGAGAUCAACAUGCUGAAGAAAUACUCGCACCACCGCAACAUCGCCACUUACUACGGCGCCUUCAUCAAGAAAAGUCCGCCUGGACACGAUGACCAGCUAUGGCUGGUGAUGGAGUUUUGCGGGGCUGGGUCCAUCACGGACCUGGUGAAGAACACCAAAGGCAACACCCUGAAGGAGGACUGGAUCGCUUACAUCUCCAGGGAGAUCCUCAGGGGCUUAGCUCACCUUCAUGCCCAUCACGUCAUCCAUCGGGACAUCAAGGGACAAAAUGUGCUGCUGACGGAGAAUGCUGAAGUCAAGCUGGUGGAUUUUGGCGUUAGCGCUCAGCUGGACCGAACGGUCGGCCGUCGGAAUACCUUCAUCGGAACGCCGUAUUGGAUGGCUCCAGAAGUCAUUGCUUGUGACGAAAACCCGGACGCCACUUACGACUACCGGAGCGAUUUGUGGUCUUGCGGAAUCACAGCCAUCGAGAUGGCGGAAGGGGCUCCACCGUUGUGCGACAUGCAUCCCAUGAGGGCGCUCUUCCUCAUCCCCAGAAAUCCUCCUCCAAGACUCAAGUCCAAAAAAUGGUCCAAGAAGUUCUUCAGCUUCAUCGAGGGCUGCCUGGUGAAGAACUACACGCAGCGGCCCCCCACCGAGCAGCUGCUCAAGCACCCCUUUAUCAGGGACCAGCCCAACGAGCGGCAAGUGCGCAUCCAGCUCAAGGACCACAUCGACCGCACCAAAAAGAAAAGAGGCGAGAAGGAUGAGACCGAGUAUGAAUAUAGUGGCAGUGAAGAAGAGGAGGAAGAAGCAUCAGAGCAAGAAGGAGAGCCGAGCUCCAUCGUCAACGUGCCGGGAGAGUCGACGCUGCGUCGGGAUUUUAUCCGUCUGCAGCAGGAGAACAAGGAGCGCUCGGAGGCGAUGCGCCGCCAGCAGCUCCUGCAGGAGCAGCAGAUGCGAGAGCAGGAGGAGUACAAGCGCCAGCUGCUGGCCGAGAGGCAGAAGCGCAUCGAACAGCAGAAGGAGCAGCGGCGGCGGCUGGAAGAGCAACAACGUCGCGAGCGCGAGUUGCGUCGUCAGCAGGAGCGCGAGCAAAGGCGGCGCGAGCAGGACGACAAACGGCGAGCCGACGAGUUGGAACGUCGCCGCAAGGAGGAGGACGAGCGGCGGCGGGCCGAGGAGGAAAAGCGGCGGGCCGACAGGGAGCAGGAGUACAUCAGACGGCAGCUGGAGGAGGAGCAGAGGCACCUGGAGAUCCUGCAGCAGCAGCUGCUACACGAGCAGGCCAUGCUGCUGGAGUACAAAUGGCGGGAGCUGGAGGAGCAGCGGCAAGCCCAAAAACUCCAGAAGCAGCUUCAGCAGCAGCAGGCCUACCUGCUGUCCCUGCAGCACCAGCAGAACCUGGACCCCAGUAGCCCUAAAUGCACUCUUAAAAACCCAGAGCACAACACGGAAGCGGAAAAGAUAAGGGUGACUGAAUCCGAGUCGCUCGCAGAGGCUGACGAGCGCUACCGGAAGAACAUUCAAGGUUCUCCUCAGUCGGCGCAGACCAAAGCGCCUGUCCCGCCUGUGCCGCCACGGUCCGAGUCGUCUUACCCCAACGGGAACGCCGAGGCCAUGCACCGACCUGUGGAGGCACAGGUGCGGGCCCUUAAAAGCGGUGGUGGCGUUGCGCCGCAGCCGCCCGCUAGCGCCGUGUGUCGCUCGCACUCCUUCAGCGAGCCUCACCGUCACCCUCCAUCUUCAUCAUCCUCCUCAUCAUUGGCGUCACAGCACGCACGCACUGACGCGCAAGCCCACCCUCAGACUAGACCCCAUCAAGCGGUAACCCCUCCUUCUGCAGAAGUACCACCCAGGGUACCCGUCAGGACGACGUCCCGCUCGCCGGUGUUGCCGAGGCGAAGUUCGCCUCAUCGCCACGGCAACGCGCCGCACGCCGGCCCUGCUGUCAACCGCAACGCCGGCAGUGCGGCCGAGCCUCGGCUGUUGUGGGAACGCGUGGAGAAGAUGCUUCCCAGGUCUUCCGGAAGCGGGAGUGGCAGCAGCGCAGGCUCCAGCGCAGGCUCCAGCGCAGGCUCCGGUUCCUCCAGCAGCUCGUCCAGCAACUCCAGCUCGCAGGCUGGCUCUGGAGAAAGGUUCAGGGCCCGCUCCUCCUCCAAAUCUGAGGGCUCACCCCUCCAGAGGCCGGAGAACGCAGGGAAAAAAACAGAGGAGAGGCCGAGGCCCGGAAGACCAGCGCAGGACCUGACCGCGCUCGCCAAGGAACUCCGUGCAGUGGACGACGUCCGCCCCCCCAACAAGGUGACGGACUACUCGUCUUCCAGCGACGAUUCGGAUACCACGGAUGAUGACGACGACGAGGAGGUGGACCAGGAUGGCGGCGAGGAGUCCACCUCGGGCCCGGAGGACUCCCGAGCUGUGUCGUCCCGGCUGAGUAACGGCGAGACAGAGUCGGUGAAGACGAUGAUCGUCCAUGAUGAGGGCGAAAGCGACGCGGGCUCCACGCCAUGCAAAGACAGUACCUUGGUAGUCCGACAGAGCGAGCACAAAAAGAGGCCUGCCGGCUCGGCAUCCAGCCCCGGCCUCGCCCAGCACACCCCCACCCCACUUCAUCACCAACACAAUCACUUCCAACACCACCACCAUCCCCACCCCCACCACCACCAUCAUCAUCAGCAGCAGCAGCAGGCCGAACGGAACGGCUUUGCCGGCCGCAUCCACCUCCUGCCGGACCUGAUCCAGCAGAGCCAUCAUUCCUCCCCUUCCUCCUCCCCAUCCUCCCCGUCCUCCUCCUCCACCUCCUCCGGUCUGGCCAGUCCCAUCGCUUCCCCCCAAAGCCCCCUGGACAAGCUGGCCCUCCUCAUCGAGAGUCAAUCGAGCAACAACAUGCAGAAACACAAGUCGUCGUCGUCGUUCACGCCGUUCAUCGACCCGCGUCUGCUGCAGGUGUCGCCCUCGGCGGGCAGCGCCCUCAACAACGUCGGCUACGGCAACGACGCUCGUCUGGCGGAGGCGCUGCGGGCGGACGCGUCGCGCAAAGGUUCCGUAGUCAACGUGAACCCGGUCAACACGCGCCCGCAGAGCGACACGCCUGAGAUCCGCAAGUACAAGAAGAGGUUCAACUCGGAGAUCUUGUGCGCGGCGCUCUGGGGGGUGAACUUGCUGGUGGGCACCGAGAGCGGGCUGAUGCUUUUGGACCGCAGCGGUCAGGGCAAAGUUUACCCUCUUAUCAACCGAAGGCGUUUCCAGCAAAUGGACGUGCUGGAGGGACUCAAUGUCCUCGUCACCAUAUCAGGUAAGAAGAACAAGCUGCGCGUUUACUACUUGUCGUGGCUGCGGAACAAGAUUCUACACAACGACCCCGAGGUGGAGAAAAAACAAGGCUGGACCACCGUGGGCGACCUGGAAGGUUGCGUCCACUACAAUGUCGUUAAAUACGAGAGGAUCAAGUUCUUGGUUUUGGCCUUGAAGAACUCUGUGGAGGUCUACGCGUGGGCGCCUAAACCUUACCACAAGUUCAUGGCCUUCAAGUCUUUUGGCGAGCUGGUCCACAAGCCUCUGUUGGUGGACUUGACAGUGGAGGAGGGGCAGAGGUUGAAGGUGAUCUACGGCUCGUGCUCAGGCUUCCACGCCGUGGACGUGGACUCCGGGGCGGUCUACGACAUCUACCUGCCGACUCACAUCCAAACGCACAUCCAAUCUCACGCCAUCAUCAUCCUGCCCAAUACGGACGGCAUUGAGCUGCUGGUUUGCUACGAGGACGAGGGCGUUUACGUCAACACCUACGGACGCAUCACCAAGGAUGUGGUGCUGCAGUGGGGGGAGAUGCCCACCUCCGUCGCCUACAUCCGCUCCAACCAGAUUAUGGGCUGGGGCGAGAAAGCCAUCGAGAUCCGCUCGGUGGAAACGGGCCACCUAGACGGUGUUUUCAUGCACAAGAGGGCCCAGAGACUCAAGUUCCUAUGCGAGAGGAAUGACAAGGUGUUCUUCGCCUCGGUGCGGUCCGGAGGCUCCAGUCAGGUCUACUUCAUGACGCUGGGCCGAAGCAACCUGCUCAGCUGGUAGAGGUCUUCCUCCUCUAAUUCCUCUUCCUCCUGCUCCUCCGCCUGGCCUUCGCUAACACUGGAUCUCAGAAGCCGACCACCUCGACAACCGCAAACCCCACUGGACCGCAACCGGACUCGCGGACGAGGACUCCACCCACAUACCCUUCCAUGACAGGAGGAAGGAGUCAAAUGUGAAUUCUGGAAGAAGGAAAUCCCCCCCCCCCCCCCAAAAAAAAGGUUCCCGGUGCUCGUCAUCGUCGUCCUCGUGGUUUCUCCUGGACUUUGAACGUCUUCUAACCGCCGGAAAAGUUUUAACCAGUCCGUGAAUGUGUGUCAGUGUUCUCGUGUGACUGGGAUGAUGGAUGGUGAUGAAGGUGAUGAUGAUCAUGAAGUCAUGGUGAUACGCAAAGUAGGCAGGGACAAAGGGCAAGAAAGGACAAAACAAAGUAUUUUUCUUCAUCCUCACACACACACGAGCGUGAAUCUUUGUGUUACCUUAUUUUAUUUGUUUUUAUUAUUAAUAAUAUUAAUAUGAUUAUUUUCCAAUGCACAUUGACCCCCUUACCCCACUGUCUUGCUUGCUUCCACCCACAGAGGGCGACAUGCUAUCUGCGCAGAAUGUGUGCAUACCAAAAAAGAAGUCAAUAAAGUUGUGUAUGUACAAAAAAUA